This is a messenger RNA of Papilio polytes (common Mormon), 2135 nucleotides long. Its product is annotated as probable trans-2-enoyl-CoA reductase, mitochondrial. The record is from RefSeq and is a predicted model, not a curated record. NCBI's taxonomy places the organism in Eukaryota, Metazoa, Arthropoda, Insecta, Lepidoptera, Papilionidae. The transcript is spliced from 3 exons. Bases 178 to 2094 code for a protein of 638 amino acids. Gene Ontology annotation, molecular function: trans-2-enoyl-CoA reductase (NADPH) activity. Gene Ontology annotation, cellular component: mitochondrion. Gene Ontology annotation, biological process: fatty acid metabolic process.
CUGCUUGUCAUCUGUCAACGUCAACAAAAUUUUCUCGAAAUGAAAAGUUUACCAACAACCUAAUAAUUAAUAAAUAAAAUUCCUAUAGUUGCAAUAGCUUAAAACGCUGAAAAACCUUAUAAGGUUUACUAAAAUAAACUACACCAUCACUCAAUUAAAUAUUGUAUACAGAUAAAGAUGGGUCAUUUGCCUUUGACUAAAAAUAUGUUAUCAUUCGUCAAAGUAUUUAAUAAAUCUUCUGUAAAUUUGGUGAAUAUUAGAAAUUUAAUGUCUAAACAGCUAGUUUAUAAUGAAUUUGGAGAUCCUCUAAAAGUAGUGAAGUUUAAAGAAUGCCAAGUGCCGCCUCUCGGACCUCAAGAUGUAUUGGUGCGAAUGUUAGCUGCACCGAUUAACCCUGCUGAUAUAAACACCAUUCAAGGAAAAUAUCCGGUGAAGGUGAAUCUGCCAAGUAUUCCUGGUAAUGAAGGUGUAGGAAUUGUUAAAGAGGUUGGUAAAGAUGUCAAAGAAAUAAAUACUGGUAAUAAAGUAAUUCUUACUAAACCGGUUCAAGGAACUUGGAGGAAUAUUGCACUAUUUAAGGAGAAUGUUUUAAAAGUAAUUCCUGAUGAUUUAGGAUUAGUUGAAGCUGCAACCUUAACGGUAAACCCAUGUACUGCUUAUAGAAUGUUAACUGAUUUUAUACCUGUCAAAGAUGGUCUUGUGGUGAUACAAAAUGGAGCGAAUAGCGCCUGUGGACAAAAUGUAAUACAAAUUUGUAAAGCAUGGGGUGUGAAAAACAUAAACAUAGUCAGAAAUAGACCUGAAAUAAAGCAGUUGAAAGAGUAUUUGCAAUGCUUGGGAGCUACUUAUGUACUUACAGAGGAAGAAUUGCGAUCUACAAAUAUCUUCAAAGACAAAUUUAUUGAAAAACCCUCCUUGGCUUUGAAUUGUGUAGGAGGUAAAAGUUCUUUAGAAAUGUUGAGGCAUUUACAGAAGUCGGGAAAAAUGGUAACUUAUGGUGGAAUGUCAAGAGAACCAGUUAGUAUCCCAACUUCUGCUCUCAUUUUUAAGAAUCUAUCUUUCUAUGGUUUUUGGAUGACUGCUUGGAAUGAGAAGGCAAGUCCAAAUGAAAAAAAUGACAUGAUGAAUGAUAUCAUAUCAAUGAUGUCUUGUGAUAAUAUUAAAGGCCCUAAACAUAAAAUGGUAAAAUUAGAAGAUUACCAAGAAGCUAUAGGCAAUGCUCUUUCACCGCAGGGCUUCACUGGUUGUAAAGGCUGCUGUUUACCCUCAUUACCCCAUGUUCCUGGAGAUGAAGGAGUAGGGGAAGUUGUUGAGAUAGGUAGAAAUGUAUGUGCUGUGAAGCCAGGGCUUAGAGUUGUCGUGACUUCCCGGUUUCUGGGCACAUGGAGAUAUUAUGGAACAUUUCAUGAGAGGGAUAUACACAUUGUGUCUCCACUUAUACCACUCCCGGAAGCAUCAAUGAUAACUUUUGCUCCAUGUGAAGCUUACAGAAUGAUAAAUGAUUUUCGAGUUGUAACACCAGGAGAAACGAUCAUUCAAAAUGCUGCUAAUAGUCCAUGCGGUCAGUAUAUUAUACAGUUGUGUAAAAUUUGGGGCAUUAAUACGAUUAACAUCGUUGCAAAUCGUUGUGGAUAUAAGAACAUGAAACAACAUUUAUUAAAUCUCGGCGCGACAGCUGUUUACACAUUGGAAGAAGCUGAAGAAUUGACAACCUUUGAUACAUCAGUAACGCGACCCAUCUUAGCAUUGAAUUGCUUAGGUGGUAGAUACGAAGAUGUUUUACUAAAUAUAUUGGAUAAAUUUGGUACUAUAAUUUACUAUGGUUGCGCUUAUGAUUUGCCGAUGUUAAAGCAAGGCUGGCGUUGCGAUGUAUCCUUUCAGAGAUUUCGAUUAUGCGAUUGGAAUGCUAAAGCUACAAGCAUUGAAAGAAGUACUAUGUUGAAUCAAAUAGUACAAUUAACAGCUAUUGGAAGAUUAAAAUCGCCGUCAUAUGAACCCGUUCAACUUUGUGAUUAUGUUCGUGCUUUUUCAAAUACUUGUCAUUGCGAAGCAUUUUCAAAUGUAAACUAUGUUUUUGAUUUUACGAUACCUUGAUAUGUACUUUUGCGGCUUUAUAAUAAAAUAUUUAUCGACUA